This is a messenger RNA of Mya arenaria, 883 nucleotides long. RefSeq names its product RWD domain-containing protein 1-like. The transcript has 7 exons. Gene Ontology annotation, molecular function: protein binding. The record is from RefSeq and is a predicted model, not a curated record. Bases 79 to 780 code for a protein of 233 amino acids. NCBI's taxonomy places the organism in Eukaryota, Metazoa, Mollusca, Bivalvia, Myida, Myidae. Gene Ontology annotation, biological process: cytoplasmic translation.
GCGCUUUCAGCUGUCAUGCUGGUGAAAAACUAGUUAUUUUCUUGGAUUUUUACUCAUUUCUAAUAACCAACGACCUAAAUGACUGACUACAAAGAAGAGCAACAGAACGAGCUUGAAGCCCUAGAGUCCAUUUACCCAGAUGAGUUGAAAGUUUUGGAGACUUCUCCGUAUGCAGUGUUUGAGAUAUCUCUCGUUUCCCAGAAACACGAGGAUGAUGAAGACGAAGAAGAAGCAUCUUGUGUGCUGAAGUUCACGUAUUCUGCCACCUACCCAGAUGAGCCCCCGCUAAUGGAAGUCAGUGAAGCAGAAAACAUAGAUGAGGAACAACAGGCUGAAAUUCUCAGCUUAAUGCAAUCUGAGGCUGAGGAAAAUUUAGGUAUGGGGAUGGUGUUCACAUUGGUGUCUGCCGUGCAGGAGCAACUUACAACACUGAUUGAGCAGAGCAAACAGCGACGGAAAGAUGAGAUCCUGCAACGGUUGCGGGAGGAGGAGGAGCUUGAACAGAAAAAGUUUGAAGGCACUAGAGUGACGAUAGAAAAUUUCCUGGCCUGGAAAGCAAAGUUUGAUGCUGAGAUGGCGGAGCUGCAGAAACACCAGCGGAAAAGUGAUAACAAUAAAAAACUUUCAGGGAAAGAACUAUUUAUGCUGGAUGCCUCUAUGAUAGACUCAGAUGUACAGUUUCUUCAAGCAGAGGGUGAGAAAGUGGAAGUAGAUGAAUCACUGUUUCAAGACUUGGAUGACCUUGACAUUGGUGAAGAUGACCUUGACCUGGAAGAGUGAAGGUCAUAAUACUAGCUGAGGAUUAUUUGAAACAUCAUGAGUGCAUUUUUCACUGUUGUUAUUGUACAUUUAUGCAUAGAAUAGUUAAAUUUAUACUUUAAUU